Molecule: messenger RNA, 1965 nt
Organism: Candida albicans SC5314
Lineage: Eukaryota; Fungi; Ascomycota; Pichiomycetes; Serinales; Debaryomycetaceae
Gene: RHD1
Product: Rhd1p
Exons: 1
Coding region: 1-1965 (654 amino acids)
Molecular function (GO): mannosyltransferase activity
Source: RefSeq, a predicted model, not a curated record
AUGUUGGCUUGGCUAAGACAUCGUAUUAGAUCUUAUAAUACUUCCACUUAUUCAUCAAUUUUACCUUCAGCCCUGUUUGGAAAAGUGUACAAAAUAGGCACAAAGUUAAACUUUACACUACUUGCCCUUUGCUUACUUUUGGCAUGUUCGGUUUUCUUUAAUUAUUUUUACUUGGCCGAUAAUAAUGGUCUUGAUAUUGAUACUAAAGGAGAAGAAGAAGAAAAUGUUUUCAAAGAUAGAAAAAUGGUUAUUUUCCCUAAUAAUUUUGAAAUUACUGAUAAAAACUUGCUUGAAUAUUAUCUCAAAACUCUAGAAGAACCAUUACAUCCACAAGAUACAAUUUAUAGAAACCGAUUCAUUUAUAAAGUACCUGAUGUUUCUUAUACAAGUCAAACAAUAAAUUUAUUUAGUGGUCUUUCCCAAAAUAGUCAAUCUUCUAAAUGUGAAGACUUAUCUUCAAGUUAUAGUUUUGACGUUAGUGGUCCUCAAAAUAAAAAUUGUGAUUUAUAUAAAGUAUUAGGGAAAUUUUUAAAUGAUGAUAGUGAAUAUUUCCAAGAAAUUUCACCACUUUUCCCCAAAUUAAAAGAGAUGCUUGUUAAAAAGGAGAUUGAAAAACAUUGGUUUCAAUUAAUUGGAUCAUCAGUAUGGUUAGAACAAUACGGUGUUCAUUUAAUGACAUCAAGAAUUUUCUAUUCAAGCACGGGUGAUAAAGUGAAACCAGUGGUUUCAUUAACUUAUGUCCAAGUAUUUGAUCAUGAAUGGCGUGAGAUUGAAAAUGUCGAAUUGAUAGUUCCUGAUGGUGAAGGUAAAUAUAAACCAAUGACAUAUCCUACGUUUUUACCAAUGUCAGUUUAUCAUAAUGAAAAGCAACAACAAGGUAGAUUCUAUGGAGUAGAAGAUCCAAGAAUAACAUUAGUGAGAAAUAAAUUAGGGUAUGAUGAACCCAUCAUUGUAUAUAAUUCCCAUCAUCGGAAAAUAACUGAUGCCAAAUCUGAUAAUGAUGGUGAAAGUAAUAUUCAUUUCAAAGCCUAUCGAUCAAUCUUUAUGGCAUGGUUAUGGCAAAAUCAAAAGGGGAAAAACAAUGUUGAAGAAAUUGAAACUGGUAAAAUGAAAAAUCGGGUUUAUGUCAAGAGUAAAGAAUUAAUAAAACCUAAUAAUAAAAGAGAAGAUAAAGAAAAAAAUUGGGCUCCAUUUAUUAAUUAUCAACAAAGAUUACAACAAGGAUUUGAUUCUCAUGUUUAUUUCAUGUAUCAAUUCCAGGAUUUAAAAAUUUUAAAAUGUUCACUUUUGGAUGAAGAAGAUUGUGUUUGGGAAUAUCAAUUUAAUGAUAAAAAUGGUGCUGGUAGAUUACGUGGUGGUACUGAAUUAGUCAAUAUAAAUCAAUUAUUAACCACUUUUGAUCAUCCAGAGAUUAAACGAGUGAAAGAUUUAAUGCCGCAAAAUCGAGAAAUUUGGAUUGGGGUCGCUAGAGCAGCAUUAGAGAAAUGUGGCUGUGGUGAUAAAAUGUAUCGUCCAAACAUUGUCAUUUUAAUCAAAGAUGGUGAUGAUCAAUAUAGAUUAUCUCAUGUUUCUCCAUUUGUUGGAUUAGGAAUUCCUAUUUUACCAUGGUGGCCUGAUAAAGGGUUAUGUGAUGGUAAGAAUUUAAUUAUCCCUAAUGGUAUUUCAUCAUGGCAUUUGAAUAAAGAUGAAGAUAAUUCCGUUCAAGAUUAUUUGACCCUUAGUAUAUCUAGAGCAGAUUCAACUGUUGAUCUUCUUCAUAUCAAAGGAUUAUUAAAGUCAAUACUAUUUGAUGAUCCAAACCUGAAAUUAUUAGAAUUGAAUGAUUAUGGGUUUAAUAAUAAGAAUAUUGAAUGUGCUGUGAAAUCUUCAGAUGCAUUUUGUAAAAAAUAUGGAAGUGAGUAUAAACUCAAUAAUAACAAAGAGGAAGAUAAAGCAAAUGGAAAUGGAAAAGGGUCUUCGAGUUAG